AGCAUGGUCCACAUUCUCUCCGAUAUCAUUGGCUUCGACUUCGAGCUGGUCCGACCUUCGGAUGGAUUGUGGGGAGCCCGGCAGAGCAAUGGAUCUUGGACGGGCAUGAUGGAUUUGGUGCACAGGAAGGAGGUGGAGUUUGCAGUGGGACCGUUCACCAUCACGCCGGAGAGGGAGACAGCCUGUGACUUCUCUGCAGCUGUUCACACUGAUGACUUGGCUCUCAUAAUGGUCAGACCUGGACUCACCAACGACAUCAGCGCCUUCCUCAAACCCUUCUCUCUCCUGGUGUGGCUGUUGAUUCUGUGCAGUGCUACGGGUCUUGGAGUGGCCAUGGCGGGGGUAGUGUGGGCAGAGGACAAGGUGUUCGGCUGCCCCACCAUCUACCUGCAUGAAAAGGUCGCCAUCUGUGUCAUCCAAACCAUGACCCUGCAGGGAUCUGACUGGCUGCCCAGGUGUGAUGCAGGUCGCCUCAUCACAGCUACUUUGGUUUUGGCCUCGUUUGUGUUCACCUCAGUCUACAGCGGGAUCCUGACGGCCAUGCUGACGGUGCCACGGGUCACCAUCCCCAUAGACUCCCUGACUGACCUGGUGGCUCAGACUAAACUACCUUGGCGCCUCGAGGCGGGAUCCAUGAUGCCUGAGUACUUAAUGGAGUCUGGGGACCCGGUAAGGCAGAAGGUGGUGACGGCGAUGUCUGGCACCUUCCCUGACUGCUGGGCCGCGCGCCAAGAUAUCGUUAAAGGGAAGUACGCUGCCCUCUGUGACGAGACUUCCAUGAAGAAGUCUAUGUCCUGGGACUUUAGUACGACUGGGAAGUGUCACCUGUACAUCGCCAGUCAGAAGGUGUAUUCCAACGCUAUGAUGGCUAUGGCUUUCAAGAUCAAUUCCACAUACCUGCAGAAAACUGACGAAAUCAUCAUGAUGGUGAAGGAGUCAGGACUGCUGGCGAGGUGGAUGGGUUUAGAGAUCACCAACACCAGCCAGUGUCUGCGACCUCCAAGUUCAGAUAAGAGGGAAGGUAUCGCUGCCCUCAGUCUGGAGGCUCUCUUUGGCCCUUUUCUUGUUUUAGCUACAGGUGAGCUCAUUUUUCUUCUUUUCUUGUUUGAGUGUGGGGGCAGCGGUGCUGCUGACGGAGAUUCGUACAUCAGCGAUGUCUUCACAAAUUCAAAUAGGUAA
Messenger RNA from Cherax quadricarinatus, 1179 nucleotides. The record is from RefSeq and is a predicted model, not a curated record. NCBI's taxonomy places the organism in Eukaryota, Metazoa, Arthropoda, Malacostraca, Decapoda, Parastacidae.